UUCCUGGCACUCUGUGAGCUCCAUGGUCCCUAAGAACUUGCAAGAAGUGAGCAAAUGAGAUAGGAACAUGGCACUGUUGAUCAUACUGAUUACCUGUUUUGUGAUUAUUUUUGCUACUUCCCAGCCUUGCCAGGCCCCUGACGACUUUGUGGCUGCCAGUUCUCCAGGACAUAUCAUAAUUGGAGGUUUAUUUGCCAUUCAUGAAAAAAUGCUUUCCUCAGAAGACUACCCCAGGCGACCAGAGAUCCAGAAGUGUGUCGGCUUUGAAAUAUCAAAUUUUCUUCAAACUCUUGCCAUGAUACACAGCAUUGAGAUGAUCAAUAAUUCAACACUAUUAUCUGGUGUCAAACUAGGAUAUGAAAUCUAUGACACUUGUACAGAUGUCACUGUGGCAAUGGCAGCUGCUCUGAGGUUUCUCUCUAAGUUCAACAGCUCUGGAGAAAUCAUGGAGUUUAAGUGCGACUAUUCCAGCUACACGCCAAGGGUAAAGGCGGUCAUAGGUGCUGGCUACUCAGAAAUAACCAUGGCAGUCUCCAGGAUGCUGAAUUUACAGCUUAUACCACAGGUGAGUUAUGAAUCAACUGCAGAAACCUUGAGUGACAAAAUUCGAUUUCCUUCAUUUUUACGGACUGUGCCCAGUGACUUCUACCAGACUAAAGCAAUGGCCCAACUGAUUCAGAAAUCUGGCUGGAACUGGAUUGGCAUCAUAACCACAGAUGAUGACUAUGGACGACUGGCUCUCAACACUUUUACAAUUCAGGCUGUGGCAAAUAACGUGUGCAUAGCCUUCAAAGAAGUUCUCCCAGCCUUCCUCUCAGAUAAUACCAUUGAAGUCAGGAUCAAUCAGGCACUUGAGAAAAUCAUAGCAGAAGCCCAAGUUAAUGUCAUUGUGGUGUUCCUGAGUCAAUUCCAUGUUUUCAAUCUCUUCAGUAAAGCCAUUGAAAGGAAUAUAAAUAAGAUCUGGAUUGCUAGUGAUAACUGGUCAACAGCCACCAAGAUAACUACCAUUCCUAAUGUUAAAAGGAUUGGUAAAGUUGUAGGAUUUACCUUUAGAAGAGGGAACAUGUCCUCUUUCCAUUCCUUUCUUCAAAAUCUGCAUUUGUUUCCCAGUGAUAAUAACAAGCCCUUAAAUGAAUAUGCCAUGCUCUUGGCUGCCUGUGCAGAUGCUAAGGACAGUGAUUUGAGUCAGUGCAUUUCCAACUAUUCUCAGGGGACUUUGGCCUACAAGGCUAACAAGGACAUAGAAAGGAACUUCUCCCUGAGAAAUGACUUCCUGUGGGAUUACACUGAGCCGGGAUUUGUCCACAGUAUUCAGCUUGCAGUGUUUGCCCUUGGAUAUGCCAUUCGGGAUCUGUGCCAAGCUCGAGACUGUCAGAACCCCAAUGCCUUUCAACCAUGGGAGUUACUUCAUGUACUGAAAAAUGUGACAUUCAUGGAUGGAGGGAGCUCAUUUCAUUUUGAUGCCCAUGGAGAUAUGAAUACCGGAUAUGAUGUUGUGCUCUGGAAGGAGAUUGAUGGCCACAUGACUAUCACCAAGAUGGCACAAUAUGACCUGAAGAAUGAUGUCUUCAUUGUCACAGACCAAGAAACAAGAAAUGAGUUCAGGAAUCUUAAGCAAAUUCAAUCUAAAUGCUCCAAGGAAUGCCUCCCUGGGCAAAUGAAGAAAAUCACAAAAAGUCAACACAUCUGCUGCUAUGAAUGUGCGAACUGUCCUGAAAAUCACUAUAGUAAUCAGACAGAUAUGGAUCACUGCCUUUUAUGCAACAAUGAAACUCACUGGGCCCCUGUAAGGAGCACAAUGUGCUUUGAAAAGGAAGUGGAGUACCUCAACUGGAAUGACUCCUUGGCUAUCCUGCUCCUGGCGCUCUCUCUACUAGGAAUAGUGUUUGUUCUGGCCAUCGGCAUAAUAUUUACAAGAAACCUGAACACACCCGUUGUGAAAUCCUCCGGGGGAUUAACAGUCUGCUAUGUAAUCCUCUUCUGUCAUUUCCUCAACUUUGCCAGCACAGGUUUUUUCAUUGGAGAACCACAAAACUUCACGUGUAAAACCAGGCAGAUGCUCUUUGGUGUCAGCUUUACUCUAUGCAUCUCUUGCAUUUUGAUGAAGUCCCUGAAAAUUUUGCUGGCCUUCAGCUUUGAUCCCAAGUUGCAGAAGUUCCUCAAGUGCCUCUAUAAACCCAUCCCCAUCAUCUUCACUUGCACAGGGAUCCAGGUUGUCAUCUGCACACUCUGGCUAAUCUUCGCAGCACCUGCUGUGGAAGAGAAUGUCUCCUUGCCCAGAGUCAUUAUCCUAGAAUGUGAGGAGGGAUCUAUCCUUGCAUUUGGCACCAUGCUGGGCUAUAUUGCCAUCCUGGCCUUCAUUUGCUUCAUAUUUGCCUUCAAAGGCAGGAAAUUACCUGAGAAUUACAAUGAAGCCAAGUUCAUAACAUUUGGCAUGCUCAUUUACUUCAUAGCUUGGAUCACAUUCAUCCCCAUCUACACUACCACCUUUGGCAAAUACUUGCCAGCUGUGGAGAUCAUUGUUAUUUUGAUAUCUAACUAUGGGAUCCUAUGUUGCACAUUCUUCCCCAAAUGCUAUGUUAUUCUUUGUAAGCAAGAGACUAACACCAAAUCUGCCUUUCUCAAGAUGAUUUACAGUUACUCUUCCCACUGUGCAAGCAGUCUUGCCGUGAGUCAUGUUUCACUGGACACCACCAACAGCAAUGUCACAACAACCAGUCGCAGCUCUGGUGGCAAGUCUGCAGCCUGGCAGAAAAGGAAAGAUUUUCAGGCACAAGUAUUUGCAUGCAUAUGCAGAGAAAAUGCUACAUAUGUAUCUAAUGCUUUGCCUCGAAAAAGAACUUCAAGUAUCUGAAUGAGUCUUUAAGAGAAGGUACACUCCAGCAUAAAAUGUUUCUAGGGUCUUUGCCUUAGGGAUGUGCCUUUACUUUCCAAGUCAAUAUAUCCCCUACAUUUCUUCACUACUGCUAUCUUCACCAAAUUUUGCUU
This is a messenger RNA of Phacochoerus africanus (Common warthog), 2988 nucleotides long. RefSeq names its product G protein-coupled receptor class C group 6 member A (gene GPRC6A). Gene Ontology annotation, molecular function: G protein-coupled receptor activity. Gene Ontology annotation, biological process: G protein-coupled receptor signaling pathway. Lineage: Eukaryota; Metazoa; Chordata; Mammalia; Artiodactyla; Suidae. Gene Ontology annotation, cellular component: membrane. The transcript is spliced from 6 exons. The record is from RefSeq and is a predicted model, not a curated record. Bases 68 to 2854 code for a protein of 928 amino acids.